This is a messenger RNA of Salvia miltiorrhiza (redroot sage), 1326 nucleotides long. Its product is annotated as lectin-like protein LEC. The transcript has a single exon. The record is from RefSeq and is a predicted model, not a curated record. Lineage: Eukaryota; Viridiplantae; Streptophyta; Magnoliopsida; Lamiales; Lamiaceae. Bases 116 to 1195 code for a protein of 359 amino acids. Gene Ontology annotation, molecular function: carbohydrate binding.
CUACUUUCUAUUUUCUAAUCGCUUUUAAGUUUUAACCGUAUCUUUACAAUAGAGCAAGUACCCCGAUUUCCCCCAAAUUCGACUGAAACCCUAGUUCCUCUCAGCUCCAGCAAAAAUGCUCGAAUUUCAUUCACUGCCGUCGGCUGCUUGCUCGAUUCAUCCAUAUCGCGCUCUAAUUUUCGUUUCAGCACUUCUAUCAGCUCUCCAAUGCUCUCUCUCUAUCCCCCACAAACCACAUCUCGGUUCGAACCUCCUUCUCAUCGGCGAUGCCAAGUUCACUACCAACAGCUUCUCUAUUCGUCUCACCGACCCCCGAAUUUCCUCUCCCAGCGCCGGUUUGAUCGUCCAGAAAAAGCCCAUUAGGCUUUCGAGCUCGGCCUCGAAGUCGAAAAAGCCCGUUUCGUUUUCUACUGAUUUCACGUUCUCAAUUUCGCCUCACAAUGGCGAUGGAUUGGCCUUUGUGGUCGUGCCCCGAAGCUUCCAGUCCAAAUUCUCUGUAGAAAGUUUCGGGCUUUUGAAGGAAAAUCGGUUUCUUGGGGUGGAAUUUGACACUUCGGUUGAUGAAAAUGUGGGGGAUUUGAACGCAAACCACGUCGGUCUUGACGUCGGGAGCCUUGCUUCAGUGGAAACGAGCAAUGUGUCCUCGAUCGGCUUGGUUUUGAACAGCGGAGUGAAGCUGCACUCUUGGGUUGAUUAUGAUUCGAGCUCGAAGAGGAUUGAGGUUAGGUUGAGUAAAUUUGGAAGCCCUAGGCCAUACAGUCCUCUGUUGGUUUAUAAGAUUGAUUUGGGCGAAAUGUGGAAAAACGAAGAGGUCCUUGUUGGAUUGAGUUCAUCUACUGGAAACUCAAUGCAGACUAGCAGUGUAUAUACCUGGAACUUCAGGACUAGGGAGGUUCCGCAGUGGCUGCAUUCACAGCCGUUGAAUCCGAGGGCAUUUUCGAGGGAGCAUAGUGAGGAGAAGCUAGCACAGAAGAGAAAGAUAUGCGCUUUGGGUUUCAUGUCUGGAUUGGUUUUCUUGACAGGAUGUGGCGCGUUUCUGGCAUUGGUUGUAAUGUUUCUGUGGGCGUUAUUCGAGAAUAGCUCGGAGACGGUGCUGACAAUCCCGGGGAAAUGCACCCUGCAUUCAGGGGAUUUCAGGUAUGAAAAGAUCAAUGUUGUUGUUGGAGAUGGCACACCUGAUGAUGCUAAGAAGUAGAGUUCUCAUGAGUUUGUUAUGUGCUUAUUGUAUUUUGAUGUUUUGUAAUAUAAUGUGAUGGAUUAUUUAGUUUUUGGCUGUCUUGAACCAUGGAUGGGAGCAGUUUGGGUUGUGCAUAUUUUGGUUUGUUA